ACGCCACAGCUGGUUACCAGGGUGACUGAUCAGGCGUCCUCUACGCCUAACGCGCGAACAGGCGCGGUUUUAAUCUAACCAAUCAGCGAUGAUCCCACAAGACGACGAACGUGACUUAAAGUGGCAACUAGACCUCGGCAUUCCUUCUACUGGGUUCCCACUUACACGUGCGUCGCCGCUUUUAGAAAAGUUCUAUUUCGUUGGAGGACCAGCAGAUGGCGCUGGCUGACCAACCCGGAACACUAAUACACCGGGGAGCAGUGUCGGGAGUUCACCGGGGAGAAGACUGGCUGAAGACGGGAUGAGAUAUGAUAUAAGAAUUGGUGGAAUAUAACAGUAUGUCAUCUUCUGAUCAACUUGAGGAGCUACGGCGCUUAAAUAAGUGUCUCCUGGAGAAACUGAGUAUUAACCGGGACGACCUUCACAAGCAGCUGUCCACCGACCGCCGCGUCCGCAAUACGACCACUGAGGAACCAUCGCAGACAUCGAAACCUAAAACAACGCGGAAUGGAUGUGGGGAGGUCCCAAGAUGCUCGCUGAGAAGUCUGGAUCCAGCUCUGCAGACCACACAAGGUUCAUCCUCCGCUGCAAGGAAAGCCCUGUGUACCCCUAAGAAGUCCCAUCCUCAGGGGACUCGCCCACAUGACAUGUCUGCUCACGUUAUGAAUCUGGGGGGAUCGGGACAUGGGGCCUGCUCUGAUCAGGGCAUUAUCAGGAUAGGCUCUCCAGUGAAACGCGUCAGCAUCCUGAAUUCUACUAUGAUUAGCCCCAAAUCUGCGGAGAACUUUUCUCCUCAGUAUAUCGACCGGUUAGAGGAUGAUGGGAACCUGAGGAACAAAGAAGCACCGACUCCAAAAUCUAUUCUCCUUACACCAAACCGAAGCACCAAGAGAGAUCCGGGGCGCGUCACAUUUCUGUGCAAUGAUGAAUCCCCUCACCUGGAGACUCAGUGGUCUGUUCGCCCGCUGCUAGGCUAUGACUGGAUAGCAGGACUGCUGGAAGUGAAGUCCCCCAUCACCAAUAAAUCUGACCAGUUUUUCGCAGAAAUCGGUGAAUUCCGACGUGUCAACCAGGAGGAGUGCGCCCACGAGUAUUUUACUGGAUCGGGGGCACGGGAUCCAUCGGUAGACGAUCUGGAUCUCUCGAUGGACACUCAUCAGUGUGUGUACUGCUACCGGGUGAACCAGCGGUUAUUUACAUCACCAAUGGGUGCAGAGCCCGCAUGUCCCAUAUGUAAGAAGCGCAGGGGCAGACGCCAUAUAUCCUUAGAAGAGCCUGCGUAUAUACGGGUGAGCAUUCCCCGGAGCACCCUGCUACCACCUUACAAAUACAGAGCCCACAGGAGAAAGAGCUUUGACCCUACGGACAGCCUUGCAUUGCCAUCGCAUUGUUUAGCCGGAUGGGAAAAUGCUGUACCCUCGUGUAACCUCAAAGUCAGCAGUCUGGACCUGAAGACCUCUGUAGAUCCAGAUUUGGUAUCUGCACCCACAACCAAUAAUGUGGGCACGGACAGUUCUUCUUACUACGCUUCAAGGGCAACAUCUGACAAUCUGCUGAAUUUGUCCCGCUCCAUCACCUUCCAUCACAGGAAUAUUAAGUGAAGGUCAAGUGGGAAGAAACCCUCCCUCAUUCCAAACAAGACCUUGUGUGAUUUCGGUGCAUUGUCUGGUUACAUCACUUGUAUCUUUGCCAGUUCUAUUCUUUUGUUACUCACGUCCACUGUGGUCAAGGUUUAUUCCAAGACCUUAAAGGGGUUUUCCAGGAUUCUGAUAUUGAUGGCCUACUCUCAGGCACUUCUGCCAAUCAGCUAUUUCGUUGUAACUUCACAAUGGACGAUGCCAGAUCUACAGAGAAACCUCUGAUCAGCAGAAGUGCCCGGUGUCGAACCCCCACCGAUCAGACAUUGACGGCCUAUCAAAAGGCUAUGGGACCAAAUGUAAAGGCAAAACAUGAUGUGACCCUAGCCGUACGUCUGAUUGCUCUCUAAAUCAGUAUCCAGCCUAGCCGAUCUUCUGUGAGCUAAACCGUGCAGACACCAGGCUGAUACAGCCAGGGAUUAGUGCUGUGCCUCAGAGGAUUGCCUAGACCAGAUCCACUCUGCCACUGUGAGAAGUAGUAGGUCUGUAGGGAUUUGCAGCCUCUGGAUGUCAACAAGUAUGUUUCCAUUUUCUGACAGCAAGUGGUGAUCUUGAAAAUGGUGAGGAAUUAUAUCAGAAAGUUGUAGAACUGUUCUUUACGCAAUGAAUAAGCAUUAUAUUGGCAAUAUUACCUUAAAGGGUUUCUCUGGGAAAGAUGACAUUUUGUCUAGUACCCGCAGGUCGCCUCUCUGAACAGAAGAUUCAUACUUGUCUGCUCCCCGCCAGUCCAGUUCUCUGGUGUCUCCAUGGCCCCCGCAGCGUUCAGGUCCGGGGCAGCAUGGACAUGUUCACAUGCUCCGUUGAAGCCAGUCAUUGGCUGCAGCGUUGCCUGUGCCCAUGCUGCACAAGAUGUCAACACUGCGGGGACAAGACCAUGGCGGUAAGGGGGAGCAGGUAAGUCUGACUCUUCUGUACACAGGCAGGCUGCUGGCACUUGACAGAAUGUCAUUGUUCACGUAGAACCCCUUUAAAUGUAAGAACAGGACACUACAUAUUGUGUUACGUUCUAUAGCAUCCUUCAGGAUUUCAUCAGGGUGUCCAUGCAUGGAUUACCCCCAGUGACUAGGACUGAUCUUCAGCAUUCAGACUACGAAUCCAUGGGUACUUUUAGCAUCUGAACAUACCGUAUGGGUAAAUUCCCAUGCGGCAUAUCGGUUUGGACUGUCCUGUUACAGUAUUCUGUAGUGGCCUUUUUGCAGUACAGGUUACUUUUGUCUGUUUCCUAUCAAACGCUACCUCCCGCGUGUGUUUUUUGCAGUGACGCCCGAUCACAGGUCUGUGGCAUAACACAACCUGAAGUCCCCGAGCAGACCUGUUGGUCACCCUAUCGUCACACACGUUGAGCUGCUCAGUGACUAAACAUUAGAGACACUUUAUCAGCUCCUUUUUAAAUGUCACACUGGACCCAUUUAUAUUGAAAUCUGUGACUUACAACUAUAAAUUAGAGGUGAACGAAUCAAUUUGUCUCAUCUACAGGACCACUUGUGUGGGGUUGCCCACCUGCCGCUAGAUUGACAUGGCUGGACAUUUAGCCCAGCCCUGACAAUUUCCUGCUUGCAACGCUGCUUCCGUUAGCCAAGAAAGGUCAGAAGCUCUGCUUCGGAAAGAGACUGCAUAGGUGUCGGGUAGUGGCGCUUGCGCAGUUGCUGCCCUGAAACAGAGAUUUUGCCUUUGCUUGGCUUAUUGGAGCAGCCAGGCUAAGGCAACACUGACUUUUUCUAGCACGACUGAUCGAUUUUAACUAUUGAACUGCAGUGCAAAUGAAUGUAUUCAGUUGAAUUCAAUCUUGUGGACUGCAGCUGUAGUUCAAUAGUUAAAAUUAAUCAGUCGCGCUACAAAAAGUUGCAGUGUAGCCCGGGCCUCAAUGUCCGGCUAUGUCAGCCUAUUGGAAGGUGGACACUUCACUUGUGGGGACAGCCACCUACAGGUGAACUUCAGAAUAGAUUCGCUCAUCUCUACUAAAUAUACAUUUCAGUGUUUUACACUUUUUAUGUCACGUCUGUUACUCUUGUUUAUUUCAUAAUGAUGACAUUUUCAAAAUUUUCCAUGUACUAUCAUUUUUGAUUUGAAAUAAAUUAUUUUGU
This is a messenger RNA of Bufo gargarizans (Asiatic toad), 3721 nucleotides long. RefSeq names its product migration and invasion inhibitory protein (gene MIIP). Lineage: Eukaryota; Metazoa; Chordata; Amphibia; Anura; Bufonidae. The transcript is spliced from 10 exons. The record is from RefSeq and is a predicted model, not a curated record. Bases 339 to 1601 code for a protein of 420 amino acids. Gene Ontology annotation, biological process: negative regulation of cell migration; negative regulation of G2/M transition of mitotic cell cycle.